This is a messenger RNA of Ctenocephalides felis (cat flea), 1304 nucleotides long. Its product is annotated as G-patch domain and KOW motifs-containing protein. Gene Ontology annotation, molecular function: nucleic acid binding. The record is from RefSeq and is a predicted model, not a curated record. The coding region runs from base 16 to 1275 and encodes 419 amino acids. Gene Ontology annotation, biological process: mRNA splicing, via spliceosome. Lineage: Eukaryota; Metazoa; Arthropoda; Insecta; Siphonaptera; Pulicidae. The transcript is spliced from 6 exons. Gene Ontology annotation, cellular component: spliceosomal complex.
CCAAUUAUUAAAACGAUGUCGGAACCCAAAAAAAUAUCAUUUGGAUUUUCAAAAAUAAUAAAAAAGCCAGAUUUAAUCAAUUCUAACGUCAAGAAAGAAAAUAUUGAACUAAUAGAUUGUAUUGAGUCAAAAACAAUAAAAGUUGUAAGAAAUGAAUGUGAACAUAAAAAGGAGCCAUUGAUAAUUCCAAUGAAGCAAAAUAAGAAAUUACUUACUAACUUGAUUGAUAUUAUUAAAGAAGAAUCAAAUCCAAUAAAUAAUUCACUUGGUCAAAAAGAUUUUAAAGAAAGUUCUAAUUUAAUUAAUGCUAUUAAAGAAGAAUCAAACCAAAUAAAUAAUUCUCUUGUUCAAAAAGAAUUGAAUGAAAAUAGUGGUAGUUCAAAAAUGGGCAAAUGCUCUUUAGAUAUGUUAGCAGCAAAUGAAAUUAUUAAAGAUUUAAAUAAAGCCCAAACCAGUGAGGUCAAAAUAUUUCAAGUUCCUCUUCCUAAUGAAACAACUACACAAAGUGUAAAUGAGUCAACUUUAGAUGAUUAUGAUAAUAUUCCCAUAGCAGAUUUUGGACUUGCCAUGCUCCGUGGAAUGGGUUGGAAAGAAGGAAAAGGAAUAGGUAAAAGUAAUGAGCAAAUCAAAGUAAGGGUACCUGAACUAAGACCGAAAGGAUUAGGACUGGGAGCAGAUCGACCAACAUCAAAAAGCACAAAUAAGAGUGCGACAAAUAAUACAAAUCCAGAAGAUUUACAAAUAAAAAAGGGAGCUUUUGUUAAAGUGGUGAUGGGCAAGCAUGUAGACUGUUAUGGCCAGAUUGAAGGGCUUGAUGAUUCAGGAAGAUUAUUUAUUAAAAUGGCCCUUGGUGGUAGCAGAAUUUCUUUGAAUGGAUUCAUGGUAGAGCCAAUUAGUAAAGCAGAAUAUGAGAGAAAUGGAAGAGUAUUAAAUUCAAAAAAAUAUGAUGCAUACAAGAAACAAGAACACAGUACAUGUGAAAACAGUGAUGUACAUAAAACACAGAUAAAAAUUGAAGAAAAGACAAUAGUUAAAAGGGAAAAGACACAUGAAAGAGAAUUGGGAAUUAAGAAUUAUCAAAUCAAAGAAAAAGAAAAACAUGAUAAAUACAGGACAUCAACAUAUGAUGCUUCUGACAAAAAGAAAUAUGACAGUUAUAACAAGAAAAAGCAUAAAACAUCUCACAAGAAAAGUAGAAAUCGAAAAUAUAGCUCAGAAGAUUCUAGUGACUAUGAUAAAAGAUCAAAAGACAGAAAGUUUUCUUCAAGAAAAUAGAUAUUCUAAUGAAAAUAAUAAACUUUAAA